AGACCCUUCAUACGAUAUACUUCUCAUGACAGAGGGUCUUUUGGUACGCUUAGAUCUAAUUUUCUUAUUAGUGAACGACUACAGAACGACGAGAGUAGCCGAAGUCCUCUCCGAUUUCCGUACUUUGCAAUACUAUAUCGCAGCAGCACCCACGGAUCCCAACAACAUGGAGGACUAUUACACAGAAGGUUGGGCGGCUUUACGUCAAUGCUCCCUCGACGGGCAGCACAUUCUCAACUGCGCCGCCGACACCAGCGUUCCACAAGCAAGUGGCGGGACCCUUGAGCAGGAGAAGGCGGAGCUGAGGCAAUGCUUGCUCGACGCAUUCUCGAGGAGACACGAGUGUCAAAAGAUCUAUCUGCGACAAGCUGCUGCGCAGCGAUGGGUUACCAACAGGGAUGGCAUUCUGCAGGGCGCGCGACCGAACUCGAGGAGUCAAUCGCAUCUGAGAGCGUGUGAUCAACAGCUUAGAGCUGAGCUCGCUACCAUCACCGACGAGGCGAUCUACAACGAACUGCAGGCAUCCGAUGCCGCAAUAGGCCGCUGGACGGCCGAGGACCCAAGCCAACGAGGUGUGCAGCGCUGGCUCCGCGCACGUCGACCAUGAAGGCUCUUCGUCGCGAUAUUCAUGAGACGAAGUUGAGACGACUGAGGAUGUUUGAUGAUUCAAGACCAAAAAGUAAUGUUUCUUCUGACAGCAUCGAGAAUUGGGGACCUUUGACAUAAACGGCGCAUGGAGGAUACCAUUUACGAAGCGAGCGUUUCGAUAAUGUUUGUUUGUUUCCUUAUUCUUUCUUCGACGGGGUGCAUUAUUCAGAGCUUUUCAUUGGCGGGCUGGACGCGCUUGAACAGGAAAAAGGUCCAGGUAGACCCAACGACUACAGAGAAGAGGGUUCUGAUAAUGGGAGAGAAGAAAUGGAUUGCGAAACGGUAGAAGAUAAGAUGACUGAAGC
This is a messenger RNA of Colletotrichum acutatum, 953 nucleotides long. RefSeq lists its product as uncharacterized. The record is from RefSeq and is a predicted model, not a curated record. The coding region runs from base 26 to 607 and encodes 193 amino acids. The transcript has 3 exons. Lineage: Eukaryota; Fungi; Ascomycota; Sordariomycetes; Glomerellales; Glomerellaceae.